Molecule: messenger RNA, 1170 nt
Organism: Didymodactylos carnosus
Lineage: Eukaryota; Metazoa; Rotifera; Eurotatoria; Philodinida; Philodinidae
Source: the annotation of a GenBank genome assembly
AUGGCUCCCAAAAAAGCACAGAAAAACACAGAUGAAGUUGAACAAGAACAAGAUGUGAAUGACAAUGAAGCACAGGCACAGAACAAUAAUCAAAGUAAAAAAACACCGAGUGGAAAGGAAGGCUCGUCCGUCAAAGCUGGUAGCAGUAGUGGAAAAGAAGGCUCGUCCGUCAAAGCUGGUAGCAGUAGUGGAAAAACUGGUGCAUCAAUUCGGAAAAGAAAACCGGAAGCACAAACGUUGGAAGAAGAUGCUGCGUUAUUCAUUCAUCCGAAAACAAAACCAGGUGCACAACAGGCUGGUGUGGAUUCGGCAGAAGACGAUGAUGAAGAAGAGCAACAGAAGAAACCAGCAGCAAAAAAGCAAAACAAAAGAGCAAAUUCGUCGGAUAAUGAUAAUCAAGCAGCAUCAAGUCGCACUGGAAAAGGAAAAAAACAACAAAAGAUCGACGAACAAGAAGAAGAAGGUUCUGAUAAUGGUAUUAGUGGCGAUGCAGCGGGUUCAGCGAAAAAGAAAACCAGUGGUACAGCUGCAAAAUCGAAACGCGCCGGUGCAAAGAAAACUGAUAAUGAAAGCGACGAUGGAGAACAACAGAGUAAUGAUGACGACGCAGAAGAAGAAGAAGAAGAAGAAGAAGCACAACAACAAGGAAAAAGUGCAUCAAGCAAGAAAACGGGUGGCGCUAAAAGUGGAAAAAACCAAGGACGUGGCGGAAACAAGAAGAAGUCGUCGGGUAACGAACCGGAAGAAGAAAAUGUUGACGAUGACAAAGAAGAAGAGAAUGCGGAAAAUAAUAAAGGUGCUGGUGGAAAAGGUGUGCAAAAGAAAAAAUCAGCAACAGCAGCGAAAAAACCUGGCAGACCACCAAAAAAAGCUUCUCCAUCGGCAAGUGAGAAUGAACAAGAAUCACCAGUCAAGAAUGUCGACUUAAGCGAAAAGUCUGAUGAUGAUGAACAGAAAUCUAGUACAGGAAAAGGUCGUCAACCAACAAAACGAAAAGCUUCAGCAACUAAAAAACAGCAACAAGAUGAUGAGGCGCCAUUCAAAGAUAAUACCAAUGAAAGAGAUGAUGAUGGCGAACAAUAUGGAAGUUCACCAGCCAAACAAAAGAAAACGGGACGUGGAGCUGGCGGUGGUAGUGGUCGCGGUGGAAAAAAGAAAACAACCGCAUAA